GAAGAAGACUACUUCCUUCCUUCCUUUUUGAUUUUACCUUUCAAGUAAGUUUGUCGUGGCUUUGAUCAACUGGUGUCUAUUAAUUUGCUGAGAUGGGGGCCUAUCGGUACAUGCAGGAACUCUAUAGGAAGAAACAGAGUGAUGUGAUGCGAUACUUACUUCGUAUCCGCGUGUGGCAAUAUCGUCAAUUAACAAAAUUGCAUCGUUCACCCAGACCUACACGUCCGGAUAAGGCAAGGCGUUUGGGGUACCGCGCAAAGCAAGGGUUCGUGAUUUACAGAAUUCGUGUCCGCCGCGGUGGUCGCAAGCGUCCCGUUCCAAAGGGUUGCACAUACGGCAAACCAAAGAGCCAUGGUGUCAACCAGUUGAAGCCCUAUCGUUGCUUACAAUCAAUUGCUGAGGAACGUGUCGGCCGUCGACUAGGUGGCUUGCGAGUUUUAAAUUCAUAUUGGAUUGCUCAAGAUGCUUCUUAUAAGUAUUUUGAGGUAAUAUUGAUUGACACCCAUCACAGUGCUAUUCGACGUGACCCCAAAAUCAACUGGAUCUGCAAACAUGUCCAUAAACAUCGUGAAUUGCGUGGACUUACCUCCGCCGGUAAAAGUUCUCGAGGUAUUGGCAAAGGGUAUAGAUAUUCGCAGACCAUUGGUGGAUCAAGGCGUGCUGCCUGGAAACGCAAGAACCGUGAACACAUGCACAGAAAACGAUAAUUUGUAAACCUUAAUUAUUACAGGUUUAAUAAAAUCGUUCGAGCAUUUUUUAACGAUGUGCACCUUAA
Messenger RNA from Drosophila eugracilis, 775 nucleotides. It is a transcript of the gene RpL15, whose product is annotated as 60S ribosomal protein L15. Gene Ontology annotation, molecular function: RNA binding; structural constituent of ribosome. The coding region runs from base 93 to 707 and encodes 204 amino acids. Gene Ontology annotation, biological process: cytoplasmic translation. The record is from RefSeq and is a predicted model, not a curated record. The transcript has 3 exons. Lineage: Eukaryota; Metazoa; Arthropoda; Insecta; Diptera; Drosophilidae. Gene Ontology annotation, cellular component: ribosome; cytosolic large ribosomal subunit.